This is a messenger RNA of Danio rerio (zebrafish), 4366 nucleotides long. The record is from RefSeq and is a predicted model, not a curated record. NCBI's taxonomy places the organism in Eukaryota, Metazoa, Chordata, Actinopteri, Cypriniformes, Danionidae.
GAAUUUCUUCAUGGCCCACUUGUAGGAUGACAAAAAAAAUGACACACAUCUCCAAAAGCGAAAAAUCUAGACAGCAGUCAUACGACAGCGUGAUGGAUGGAGACGAAAGCAACCAGAUAUCUGCUAAUGUGUUUGAGUGGACUAAGCAAGGAAACGCAGCGGCUCUGGAGAAAAACUCCAGGUAUCUGGACACACGCGACAACAUUGGUGCCAGUCCACUGCACUACGCUUCAGCCAACGGGCACUUCCGCAUCAUUAGACAUAUCGUGCAGAUCGUUGGACACCAAGAGCUCAAUGUGAGAGAUGAGGAGGGAAACACACCUCUUCACUGGGCCGUGCAGAAGGAUCAGCCCGGGAGCUGCUCUGUGCUUCUGUCUCUGGGAGCAGAUCCAAACGUCCUCAACAACAGCCACCAGGCACCCAUUCAUAUGGCAGUCAGUCUGGGCAAAAACUUUGUCUUAGAGCAACUUGUGUCACAUAAACAAACUGAUGUGAACCUGGAGGGAGAUUUGGGAAACACUCCUGUUAUUUUAUCCGCUGCUUUGGACAACCAUGAGGCCCUGGGUAUAUUGUACAAGCAUGGUGCAAAGUUUUGUCGUCAGAACAACCUUGGACAUUUUCCAAUUCAUGCUGCUGCUUUUUCUGGAGCUAAGAAAUCCAUGGAGGUCAUUCUCCUGAAAGGAGAAGAAGCUGGUUUGUCCAUUGACGCCCAUAUAAACUAUGUGGAUAAAUCUUGCAGCAGCCCACUUCACCUGGCUGUGCGUGGAGGAAAUCUGGACAUCAUUAAACUCUGCAUUGGAUACGGAGCCAAAAUUGAUCAGCAGCAGUGUGAUAAAUCCACUGCUCUCCACUUUGCAUGUAGUCAAGGUGCCACUGAGGUUGUUAAAAUCAUGCUUUCGUCUUACCCUAAAGUGUGUGAUCUUAUCAACAUAACUGACGGGGCCAACCAGACGCCACUACACAAAGCAGUGAUUUUUGACCAUUUCGAACUUUCAGAGUAUCUUAUGUCACAGGGUGCCAACAUUGACUUUGUUGACUGCAAAGGCCAUUCUCCACUCCUUCUGGCAACAAGUUGCGGAGCAUGGAGAACAGUUAAUCUGCUUCUGUCCCAUGGAGCUGAUCUGACAAAAAAAGACAAAUCUGGAUGCAACUUCUUGCACCUGGCCAUCCUGCAGCCCAGGGGACUAAAAAACCUGCCCACAGAGGUACUGCAGCAUGAGAGUGUACGAGAGCUGCUUAAUGAUGAGGAUAUUGAGGGCUGUACGCCUCUCCAUUACGCCUGCAGACUGGGAAUACCUGACUCCGUCAAGAACAUGCUGGGACUGGAGGUCUCGCUGGACCAGAAGUCCAAAGAGAAGAAAUCUGCACUUCAUUUUGCAGCUGAGUUUGGGAGAAUCAACACGUGCCACAGGCUCCUGGAGAUGGUGACGGACACCAGGUUGCUGAAUGAGGGGGAUGAGAAGGGUCUGACGCCGCUUCAUCUGGCCUCUCGCGAGGGACACGUUAAAGUUGUCGAGUUGCUCCUGCGCAAGGGGGCGCUGUUUCACAGUGAUUACAGAGGUUGGUCAGGUCUGCAUCAUGCUGCAUCUGAAGGAUACACACAGACCAUGGACACUUUGCUGACAUCUAACAUCAAACUUCUGAACAAAACUGAUGGAGAUGGGAACACAGCUCUACAUUUGGCUGCUAGAGCUGGUCAUGUAGCAGCAGUGCGAUUGCUGUUAUACAGAGGUGCCAAGAUAAUCCUCAACAAAAACGAUGCUUCUUUCCUGCAUGAGGCUGUGCAUAACGCAAGGAGGGAGGUCACCAACAUGGUGAUCGAGAGCGACAGAUGUGAAGAGGCCAUGACAACGUACAAACCAAACUCAACGAAACGCUGCAUUGUUAUGGACAUGAUCGAGUUUCUUCCAGAGUCCUUUAAACAUCUUCUAGACACUUGCAUAAGGGAAUCCGAGGAAGAUGUUAACUGCACAAAUUACUAUAUUGAGUACAAUUUCAGGUGGCUUCAGCAUCCACUACAAAACCUUAAAAAAACAGGCAUGGAAAAAGACAUGGCAUACAAACCUCUCAGCGCACUAAAUGCUAUGGUGAAUUUUAACCGUGUCAAUUUGCUCACCCAUCCAGUGUGCAAGAAAUAUUUGGAGAUGAAGUGGAGUGCCUAUGGGAUCAAAGCACACCUGCUCAAUAUGACUGUUUAUGCACUUGGGGUCUUUCCUUUAACAUACCUCAUUGUGAAUCUGAAGCCCACACUGGUCACGUCCAGAAACGUCACAUCAGUCAACAUGGUCUGCACAUCCCUCUACAAGCAAUCCUACCUGACAACAUCAAGCAUGCUGCUGGUUCUUGCAAUGAAUAUGUAUGCAGUGGGGAAAGAGAUCCUGCAAAUGUUUCAACAGCGGCUGAAUUAUUUGCGGGAUUUGUCGAACUACAUGGACUGGGCGGCUGCGAUCUGUGCUCUGCUGUUCGUGGUGCCGCUGCUGAUGAAUCUGAAGAGCUCGUGGCACUGGCAGGCUGGUGCGCUGGCAGCCCUGACCUCCUGGCUCAAUCUGCUCCUCUAUCUCCAGCGGUUUGAACGGAUUGGUAUUUAUGUGGUGAUGUUUCGAGAGAUUUCACGGACACUGCUGAGCAUUAUCGUUUUGUUUUUUUACCUGAUAUUGGGAUUUGCUUUGUCCUUCUAUGCCUUGAUGAUCGAACAGCAACAUUUUGGAAGGAUGUUCCUAUCACUGCUGCAGACCUUUGUCAUGAUGGUAGGAGAAAUGAACUACCAGGACAACUUCAUGAAGCCCUACCUGCAAGGAGAUCUUCCUUUCCCUGAUUUGACUUUGGCAAUAUUUGUGUGGUUUGUCUUACUUGUGCCUAUCCUUCUCAUGAACCUUCUGAUUGGUUUGGCUGUUGGUGACAUAGCAGAGGUUCAGACAAACGCCUGCUUAAAGAGGAUUGCAAUGCAGAUUGAGCUCCACACUAACCUGGAGGAGAGGCUUCCUUAUUGGUUCAUGAAGCGGGUGGACCAGGUCACUAUCAGAGAAUACCCAAACAGAUGCUUCAGCGGAAAGAAAAGAUGGUUUUUCGGAGGGAAUGAGGUGAAGUCCAGGACCCGUCUCGGUCCUACCUUCCACCAGUUAACUCCACUGGAACGAGAGCUAACCAAACAGAAAUACAGGCUGAAGGAGAUUUCAGAGACCAUGGAAAAGCAACACAACCUGCUAAAGCUGAUAGUGCAGAAGAUGGAGAUCAGUUCAGAGGCCGAUGAACACGACGGACCCCCAGUGUUUCAGGAGCUGAAAGAGAAACUCCUCACCAAAAGCAAAUGGGGUCCUCUGCUCAGGGCAGUGACUGCCAGAAAGAAGGGAAUCUGCAGUUUCGGAAAAACUUAAUAAACACAGCACUGCUUGAACAGAGCUGCGCUAUUUACUCAUAAACAGUAGCUACGUUUCCAUCCACCUAUUAUGUCCAUUUUGGAUAUGCGCAUAAAAAAAUAAAUAAAAUUGAUUGAUGGAGAUGCCAAGAUGCGCAUAAACUUUGAAAAUGCACAUAAAAAACAAUUGUGCAUAACUGAAUAGGAUAAACUUUUUAUUCGAUGAGAAGAAAUGCGCAUAACCUACGAUGGAAACACUUUUACCAAACAAAUUCUGCAUUAACACGCAUUAAAAAAAGUCAUGUGAUGAAAAUGUGUGUGAAUGGAUAAACAAGCAGGCUGAGCACAUUGUAAAACAUCUGAAAUGUUGUUUUGGUCAUUCUAAAACGCCGUAAACAUUUCAGUAUUAAUGUUAUUAUAUUAUUAAUGACCUCCAGAAUCAAGAGCGCCCGCGUCUUACACCUUUAAAUGCCACUGCGUGGCAGGAUUGUCUUCUGAGGCGCAAGUCAUUUAUUAAAUGAAGAAAAGAUUCAUGCAGCUUCUCUUAUCGCAGCAAAUUCCAAUUUUACUGUUGCUAUUUGGAGCCAGAUAAUUCAGGAAGUGAUGAUUUUGUUUCGCUUUGACUGAUUGGAUGGAAACGUUGCUUUAUUCUCAUAUAUCGUUAGUGAUAAUCCAGUUUUGCUCAUAAAGUUAAUUGCAUUUUUGGAUGGAAACAUAGCUAGUGAUGACAUGGCUUAUAUUUCUCAGUAUGACCUACGAAGCUUAAACCAAAUACCAACAUGUCGUGUUUUCAGUGUUAUAUAAUCAGAAUUACUAGAAAUUCAACCAAAGAUGGAAAAAGCUAUGUAAACCGGUUGUGUGCAAUCAUUAAUAAAUCAAUCAUGCAAACGAGAAAUGCUCAGAUUUGCAUUGAAACUACUCAUCUUUUUAUUUAAGUAUCGGUCACAGUUCUUCAAAGCAGAUGCUUGUUUACUAUUUGUAAUGAUUAGUAGAGGCAAAAAAAAAAAAAAA